AGCUAGGCUGGAGCUGCCCUGGGAAGUCGGAAGUCUGCAAGAGUCAACGCAGAACAACGCCGUUUCAACACCGGGGACGGGAACUGCGAACUGAAGCUACAGAAUGGCGCUGGAUAUCUACGACUCUCAGUACCUGCUCAUCUUGGCCCCUUCUCUGAUCAUUGCCCUCAUGUUCCUCUUCUUCUGGCUCUUCAUGAAGGAAACGUCCUACGAUGAGAUUGUGGCCAGGCAGAAACGCGACCUGAAGCUACCGCCAUCCAAGCCAGAGCCCCGAAAGAAGAAUGAGAAGAAGAAGAGCAAGAAGAAGGAGAGUGCCGGCGGGGGAGGAGGAGGAGGAGGAGGAGGAGGAGGAGGGGGGGGAGGAGAGUCCGAAGAGGAUCUUCGUGAUUUCGAUGCUACGGAUGGUGCCAACAGCUCCACUCCGGAGGUCGAGGAGGAACCUGCACCAGUCGCUUCACCAGAUCCCGCUCCACCAUCACCAAUUCCUGUGCCUGUGUCACCUGAGGCGCCUGCUGGUCUCAGAGAGAGAAAGAAGAAGGAGAAAAAAGCUGCCAAGGCUGCCGCAGCAGCUACUGCGGCGGCUCCUUCCGAGCAGCCGGAAGUGAACGGCUCGCAGCCGGUCAGUCGCAAAGCAGAGCAACCUCUGGCUGCAGGCAAACAGUCCGGCCCUUCCUCCCCCCAGCUCGAGGUCCAGGUCCAGGUCCAAGCUGCUCAGGCUCCCGUUCAGGCUCAGUCACCGCCCCCGAUCUCUGCGAAGAAAAAGGAGAAGAAGAAACAAAAAGUAGAGCCCGUUCCAGUGAAUGAUCAGCAGCCAGAGGUUAUCGCUCAGCAGCAGCCGGCUCCAGUCAAGAAGGAGGCUCCUGUUAUGUCUGAAACCAGAGUGCUGGAUGGUGCCACCCCAGCUGCUACCAGUGGCAAGAAGAAGAACUCUGCCAAGAAGCAGAAGACCGAGCCUACAAAUGUAGAUGAAGUCCAUGUCGUGGCUGACGCUGCAACUCCCGCCAACCACCAAGCUCGCCUUAACGAUGACGUACCGCCCAGAGUCAGCGGCAAGAAGCAGAAGAAUGAGGCUAAUAAAGAGAACACGGAGGUGAAGCUGAAGGAGCUGCUGUCUGGCCUGUCCAGCCUGGCUCUGUCGGAGGCCGAGGCCGUCAGUGUGAUGGUUCUCCUCUGGGAAAAGAGCCCGAAUGCCUUGGAUGCCUGGCAGAAAUCUGCAGCUCGGCCCGACCCAGCCGCACAGGAACGCGAGAGAUUUGUUACGACUCUGCAGGAGGAGGCUUCCAUCGCAAAGGACAAAGUGAAGCAGCUUAGCCAGGAGCUUCAGGUUGAGAAGCAGAAGACGGGCCGAGCGGAGGUGAUGAUAAGAGAGCAACGGGCGGUCAUGGAGAAAGAACUGGGCAGCAUGCAAGGCAAAGCACAAGGCAGCUACCAGGAGCUUCAGAGCAUGCAGAUAAAGUUCCAGCAGGCCAGGGAGCAGCUGGAAAGCCAGAUCACUCGGCUGCAGCAGGAGAACGGCAUCUUGAGGGACGCGGUCAGCUCUGCCACCAACCAGAUGGAGAGCAAGAAUUCAGCAGAGCUUAACCAGCUGCAUUCCGAGUACACCGGUUUGAUGAAAGAGCUGGCAGACAACAACAACAAGCUGCAGCAGGAGGAGCACCAGAGGAAGUCACUGGAGGUCAACUACAAGCAGAAUGUGUCCCAGCUGGAGGCCCAACUGCAGGAUGCUAAGCGGCGAUGGGAAGAACUGCAGAAUUUCCUCCACAGUGUCAACGCUGAGAGAGAGAAAAUCCAGGACUCAAAGCAAGAGCUUCAUAGCCAGCUUUUGUCAGUGGAGACUGAGAUGAAUAACAAAAACAAGGAGAUCCAGACUCUACACAUCAGUCUGACUGAAGCCAUCGUGUCCAAUGAGCGGCUGGAGCAGAGAGUGAUGGAGCUCAUGGAGAUGUCCCAGCACAGUAUGCCUGAUGACGCAAUAGAAGCCCGGGUUCAGGACCUUAUGAAUGAAAGCAAAGGUCUUCUGGUCCAAAAUGAGAACCUGCAAGUCCAAAAUGAGACCCUGCAGGUCCAGAUCUCCUCACAGGUCGCCCACGUCUCUCACAUUGAGAAGCUUCAGAUGCUAUUGGCUGAUAAGGAGAUGCAGAGGAAGAGUCUGGAGGAUUCUCUAAAUGCUGAGAGGAGCAGUGGGGCCAGUAGAGAAACUAACAUGCAGGCCAUGCACAAUGAGAUCAUGUCACUGAAGGUUGAUGUUCAGAAUCUGCAGGCACAGAUCUCUGAUCAGACUGCCUCCCAACUGAUCCUGGACCAGUUCCAGAAGAGUGCUCGAGAGAAGGACGACAACAUGAGGACCAUCGAGGAUCUGCUCGAGAAGGGGCUGAUUGAAGUGGCCAACAAGGAAGAAGCGCUCAAGGCUGUAAGACAAGAAAAUGUUUCCCUAAAGCAAGAAACGGAGGCCCUUCACAGAAAGACAGCAGAACUGGCAUCAUCGGAGUGCAUAGUGGAAGAACUCCAGAUAACGAUCCAAGAGAAGGAUGUGAAGCUAAAAUCAAUGGAGGAGUGUCUCCAGACGGCACAAGACAGCAGCUCUACCAGUGAGAAUGCAGUUGAGGCUCUGGAGCAGCAGCUGGCUGCCCUGCAGGCGGAGGUGGAGCAGCUGAGGCAGAGGGCGACGCCAGAGGAGCAGACCAGGUCUGCUACUCAGCUCCUAGAACUCCAGACUCAGCUAGCAGCAAAGGACCUGGACAUCCAGAUGGUGCAAGCUGAGCUGGAGGCAAGAACUCAGGAGCUGAGUGAGAAGGUGGAGCAGGUUCAUCAACAGCAGGCUCUCACUGCGGUGCCAAGCCCAGGGCUGCUUGCAGCGUUGUCAGAGAAGGAGAAGCAGGUGUCCGAUCUGCAGGGCGAGCUGGCCGAGCAGAGGGACGCCCUGGAGCUUCACAGGAAGAAGAACAACGAGCUCCGGGAGAAAAACUGGAGCGCAAUGGAAGCUCUGUCAGCCACCGAGUCCAUGCUUCAAAGGAAACUCAGCAAAGCUGUCAAGGAGAACCAGACAGCACUGGCGAUGUGUCAGGCCGAGUGUCGAGAGGUUCUGCACAGACUUCUGCCCCAUGUGCCUCUGUCCAGUGAGCAGAACCAUCAGGCGUGGCUCCUCAGAUUCGAGGGGGCAGUAGCUGAAUGCCCACCUGCAUCAGGGAACUCUAAUGAAAUGGUUACAAAGCUGAAAGAAGCUGAAGAAAGUCAAAGGAUUCUACAGAAAGACUGUGAGACGUACAAGAAGGUGUUGGCCGAGACGGAGGGCAUCCUGCAGCGUCUCCAGGACAGCGUGGAGCAGGAGGAGUCUCGCUGGAAGGUGAAGCUGGAGCUGUCACAGGGAGGGCUCAGAGAGAUGAGCCUGAAAGUCACAGCUCUGGAGCAAGAGAUUGAGAGACUAACUGAUGGAGCAGAGUUGGAAAAUCUGAGAAGAGAAAAGCAGCAUUUGGAGUCCGAGUUGGAGAGGGCGGAGUCCGAGAGUGCCACCUACGUCACGGAAUUAAGAGAGCUGAAAACGCAGCUGACCGAGACUCUGUCCAAGCUGGAGACGGAAGAGAACGAGAGGCAGACGGUGGCUGGGGACCUGCAUACGGCCCAGCAGUCUCUUGAUCUGAUCCAGGGGGAGCUCUCCAAAGUGACGGCCAGCGCCGACGACCUGAUAGAGAACAGCAGCCUGUCGUCACAGAGAGAAGUGAUUGACAGAAAGGAGAAAACGGCCGCAGGACUGAACCAGACAUUCAAAGAACUGCAGCAGCUGCUACGAGGCGUCAGCCAGCAGCUCGCCAAGAGACAGAAAGGGGAGGCCGACAACGAGCUGCCCAAAGUAUAGUGAGGGGGGGACCCCCACGCAGCCACCCUGACUGCACGACAGAGACCACCUUUGGUCUCAUCUCUCCCACUGUCACACACACACACACUGUCACACACACACUGGCACACCCAGCCACCACCUUUCCCCAACGGCCCACAUCCCCUCAUCUGUCCUGGAGGCAGCCGCCAUCGGACUCUGGCAAAGGCGCUUGCGGACCGUUCAUCGUCUCCUUGUUGGCUGUACGGGAGCAGGUAGAGGUUACUGUUAAUUUCCAAACACUCCAGACUCUGUACCAAAACACACUACUCCUCUCCCACCACAUUCCACUUUUUCAGCAGCAUCGCCAGGUAAUUUAGAUUCUUAACUUAAAAAGUGACAUCCAGUAUAAUUUUAAACUGUGUGGCAACCAUUCCUCUGUAUUUUUCAAUGAAAUCCUUUUGAAUACUACAAUAGUAUUUGUUGUUAUUUGUCAAGAGAUGGCAGUGAUACAAAUGUCCAACUUGUUGAAACAAACUUUGGGGUUUCAGUCCUUUUUUUCUUAACUUAAAAGAUAUGUAUUGUUUAAAUGUAUCAGUUAGGACCUGCUGAAAGACACUGCUGUUGCUCUGCCUCCUGGCCAGAGAACUGUCUCAAACUGUGAAUCAUGGUGCAUUGAUGAAUUCAUCGUCCAUGCAUGCCGUGGCUCAGUAUUGGGUGAGAGAUGGGAGAUUAAAAGGGGUCUCAGCAUAUCAGAAGGGUCACUACGUGACGGUAACUAUGGAGAUGCAUGGACAUAUUGUAGUCACGUCUGUACUGCAGCUCCAGAGAGAAGUAAGCCUGUGACCCUGGCUGUGGAAAGAGAAGGCCAGGUCAACAGUGUAGAGGUUUUUAAUCCUUCUGCAACUACUCUAGGAAUAAGCGUCCCAUAUCAUUUGUAAUCAGUACUCGCUAUGUUGUUGCUAAGUUCAUUAACACUGAAGAUGUUGUUCUUUUUGCAACCGGCGAUGUGAAUAAAAGGGAUGCUUGACUAAUCUGA
This is a messenger RNA of Pseudoliparis swirei, 4850 nucleotides long. It is a transcript of the gene ktn1, whose product is annotated as kinectin 1. Gene Ontology annotation, cellular component: endoplasmic reticulum membrane. Gene Ontology annotation, biological process: microtubule-based movement; protein transport. The coding region runs from base 104 to 3853 and encodes 1249 amino acids. Gene Ontology annotation, molecular function: kinesin binding. The record is from RefSeq and is a predicted model, not a curated record. NCBI's taxonomy places the organism in Eukaryota, Metazoa, Chordata, Actinopteri, Perciformes, Liparidae. The transcript has 35 exons.